AUGAAAGAAUAUUCACUGACGUUCGGCCGCUGCAGGAUUUGUCCAGGAAUCCAUCUCGCGGAAGCCUCGGUGUUCAUCCAUUGCGCCAUGUCGCUUGCGGUGUUUAACAUAUCCAAGCCCGUGCUGGACGGAGCAGUGCUAGAACCAAAUAUUGAGUUUACCUCUGGAAUGAUCUGCCAUCCAGUUCCGUACGAGUGUUGUAUCAAGGCCAGGUCAUCGAAGGCCGAAGCCUUGUUACCCUCUGUGGAUGACGCCUAG
Molecule: messenger RNA, 258 nt
Organism: Sparassis crispa
Lineage: Eukaryota; Fungi; Basidiomycota; Agaricomycetes; Polyporales; Sparassidaceae
Exons: 3
Coding region: 1-258 (85 amino acids)
Molecular function (GO): oxidoreductase activity, acting on paired donors, with incorporation or reduction of molecular oxygen; heme binding; iron ion binding
Source: RefSeq, a predicted model, not a curated record